Messenger RNA from Anoplopoma fimbria (sablefish), 3818 nucleotides. It is a transcript of the gene afap1, whose product is annotated as actin filament associated protein 1. Gene Ontology annotation, cellular component: cytosol. Gene Ontology annotation, molecular function: SH2 domain binding; SH3 domain binding. The record is from RefSeq and is a predicted model, not a curated record. The transcript has 17 exons. Bases 163 to 2382 code for a protein of 739 amino acids. NCBI's taxonomy places the organism in Eukaryota, Metazoa, Chordata, Actinopteri, Perciformes, Anoplopomatidae.
CGGCUCACUAGAGAAGGAAUAAGUGGCGGCUGAAAAAGUCAAAGCACAAACGUUAAAGUCUCUCUGUGUGUGGGUGGAUUGUACUGCUGCCGGGGAGCCGCUGGGCAAGCGCCUGCUCCAGUGUGCGCAUCGCGGGGCGGAUUAGAUGAGUUUGACUUCACGAUGAGGAGCGACCCUCUUCUGUUCACUUCCAACCGGGUGAUGGAGGAGCUGGUGUGCGAGCUUCGUCUGUUCCUGGACCUGUUGGACAGGGAGUAUCUGAGCGCUGGCGUUCGAGAGAAGAAGAUGCACCUCUCCAACAUCCUCCACAGAGUCCUGUCGGAUAAAGAGCCUUCAUACAAGUCAGAGAUCCAAAGUGGUCUGCUGGCCCCGCCUCAGAUGCCGCUCCCUGAGAUCCCUCAACCCUGGCUGCCUCAAAACAAUGGCCCUCCUCCUCUGCCCAGCUCCUCUCUACCAGAAGGCUACUAUGAGGAAGCAGUUCCUUUAAGUCCUGGAAAGGCUCCUGAAUACAUCACUGCCAACUAUGACUCAGACGCCAUGAGCAGCUCCUAUGAGUCGUACGACGAGGAAGAGGAGGAUGGGAAGGGCCAGAAGAUGCAUCACCAGUGGCCAUCUGCAGAGGCAUCCAUGGACCUGGUGAAGGACGCUCGUAUCUGUGCAUUCCUGCUGCGCAAGAAGCGCUUCGGCCAGUGGACCAAACUCCUCUGUGUCAUCAAAGAUAACAAACUGCUGUGUUACAAGUCCUCCAAAGACCACACCCCCCAGAUGGAGCUGACCCUAACAGGGUGCAGCAUCACUCACAUCCCCAAAGAUGGCAAGAAGAAGAAGCACGAACUGAAGAUUGUCCACCAGGGGGCGGACGCCCUGGUGCUGGCUGUGCAUAGCAAAGAACAGGCCGAGGAGUGGCUCAAGGUGAUGAGAGAGGUGUGUGUUAAUGGGGGUGUAGACUUGGAUAGAGCUGGAUCUGGAUCACCAGUUCACAAACCCGAACUGGAAAAGAAGGCCUCGUGUGACAGACCGAGCUCCGAUGGUGAAGUGACUCAUGAGAACGGACAAAGCGACUGCAAGGACCAAGCAAAAGGAAAGAAGAACUCAAAGUCUGAACAAAAGACUGGGACCGUGGGGAAGGGAGCGGGGAAGAAGAUCACUAAAAUCAUCGGCCUGGGUAAGAAGAAGCCCUCCACAGAUGAGCAGACCUCGUCAGCAGAGGAAGAAGUCCCCUCAUGUGGCUACCUGAACGUGUUGUCCAAUAACCGUUGGAGGGAGCGCUGGUGUCGCCUAAAAGACAACCAGCUGCUACUCCAUAAGGACCGCGACGACCUGAAGAGCCACAUUGCCUCACUGCCCCUUCGAGGCUGCGAGGUCAGCCCCGGCCUUGACCACAAACACCCCUUUGCCUUCCGCCUGCUCCGUAACGGCCAGGAGGUCGCUGUGCUGGAGGCCUCCUCCUCUGAGGAGAUGGGUCGCUGGUUGGGGAUUCUAUUGGCUGAGACUGGCUCCACCACCGACCCUGCCACUCUGCACUAUGACUACAUCGACGUGGAGACCACCGCCAAUGUCAUCCAGCUGGCCAAGCAGUCCUUUUGUUUCACCAGUAAGCGUGCUGUCUCUCCUAACCCGUACCUGGACAACCCUGUCAAUGGUUACGCCUGCCCCACUGGAAUGGCUCUGCACUAUGACGACGUGCCCAUUAACGGAACGCUGAAGGGAAAGAAGGGCACAGGGCCCAAUGGGACAUCAUCCAAACAGAAGACAGACCUAAAGAACCAGACCAAGAAGAAUGGAGUCAAUGGGACGAUCGGGACAGCCUCUCUGAAACGCAACGGCUCUGAUGCAGAGCAGUGCAAGUACGGUAAGAACCGCGUGGAGGCAGACGCAAAGCGGCUGCAAGCCAAAGAGGAGGAGCUGAUGAAGAAGAAGCAGGAGAUCAGGAGCCAUCUGACCCUGUUGAAGAAGGAGAGGAGAGACCUGCGCACUGCAGUGGAAGCUGCUGCUGGCAAACGCUCACACGCCUCGCUGUCGGAGCGACUGAAGAAGGUGGAGGAGGACUGCAGGCAGAGGGAGGAGGAGCGGGUCAACCUGGAACUGGAGCUGACUGAGGUGAAGGAGAGCCUGAAGAAAGCCCUGAGCGGAGGGGUCACCCUGGGCCUCACCAUCGAACCAAAAGCUGGCUCCUCUGGAAUCCAGUCCCCUGCAACACUGCGACGAGCCCAGGAGUCUUCUCCCUUCUCCAGCUGCGACACCAGUGACACGGAGUCCUGCUCCCUGCCGGUCAACAGCGCAUCACUGCUCCGCCGGCAGCAGGGGGGUCAGAAGGCCUCGCCAGUCCGGGGACACGUCCUCAGGAAGGCCAAGGAAUGGGAGCAGAAGACUGGCACAUAAACCAGCUACGCCCUCACAUCACUCUAUAUUCCUGUCUUUUUAUUUCUUUCAAAAAAUAUAUGUAUAUAUUUAUUUAAAACUGUUCAUACAGUCUUAGAGUGUGUUGAGGAGCACACAAGCAUAGCAUUCACAUAGUGCCACAACAUACAGACGUAGCAUCCUUUUUAAAAUCUCUUACAUUGAGCAUGCUUAGUGUACUUCGUUGUGCGACUUGUGUUGUCCGCUCUACUUUCUUUUCACCUUUAUCUUUGAUUUACAUUGUGGGUUCAAAAAGGUCAAAACCAAGUAUUUAUUUGUAAAUGUUUAGAGGAAAUAUAAGCUUCCUUCUUUUAUUUAUGUUGAUGUAUUUAAAGUUAUUUUUGAUGAAUUUGUGGCGCUCCACAGAAUCCCAUCUCCCACAGCGUCAUGUGUGUCAGCAUCAGCAAACACAGUGCAUCACAAUAACUGUAACACACAGCAACUGAGGAACUACGCAGCUCCUCUCUAAGGGCUAUUUCCAGAAGCACAAGAAUUCUUAAGAUCAUCCAAACUCUUAAAAACACAAUGAAUUGUGGAGGUUGAUUUGAGACAUGUUGACAUGUUCAACUAUGGAGGACAGGUUUAUGCAAAGCAGUGUAGAUGCAGAAAAUGAACAAUUUUUAAGAAAGAAAUGAGUCAUUGAGACAUCCCAUAAAUGAAAUUGCCAUUCAUUGUUUUAACGUGGUCAGGGUUAGUUUGUUUUCUUUGUAACAACCUGUUAACUUUUACACUAGCAGUCCAUAUUUUCUCUAUCUGCAGAGGUGACUGAAGCUUAGAAUAUCAUCAUUUGACUCAGAAAUGUUAUAUGAGUAUGAACACGCACAAAAAGGAUGCCGUUUAUUGUGCUCCUGCUUUUAUCCAGUAUUCAUACACCCUUCUAUUAGUAAAAAUGACCAUGGUAAGAAGGAUGUGUCCCUCUACUGUUGUUAAGGGCAAAACAAAACUAACUUCUAAGAGAGAUAAAUGAAGUGAAACGGUAAUCAGCUAGUAGCCACAGGUUUGUCUGGCUACAACUGCAAAUUCUGUUCUAACAGAGCUUUUUAAGCUAGCAAAUGGAAUGAACACAAUCAAAGUCUCACCUCACCUUCACCCCUAACUGAAAGCUGUUUUACCAUUGGAAGCCGCUAGUAUUCAGUCACCCAGUGCAGUUUUCGCCAUGCUGUUUCAGCGGUUAAUGAGUAAUCAGGCUUCUUUAAAUUGUCCCUAAGUGUGAUGCUGAUGUCUGUCAUCAGGCUGCAGCAGGAAUCUAGCCGGCUGUGUGUUAGUGUUCAAAAGCCGAGCCCUUGGAAAACUCAGAAACUUCAACCGCCGUUGCUGAACGUUAGUCCCUCAUCCAAGAGCCUCUGUCCAGCUCCUUUAAUCAGGCCACUGGUUUACUGUAGUUGAGUGUGAUCUGACCCUCUGUGUCUAUUAUUGUG